GCGAAAUUCGUUGCUUUUAUAACUUCUAACGAUUGUCUUAAAUUUUGUUAAAUACCUUUAAACUAAAUUGUAUAUUAAAAAGCAAUCCAACUUUUAGGUUUUAACGAAUUUUUAUUAAUGAUUAAGUAGUCUACUAAUAACGGAAUUAUAAACGUGUGGGUGAUAUUAUGAUAUCACUUCACAUUUCCUGGUAGAAAGAUAACUGUCUUAAUGCUUCUCAAAUGAUGAGCAAUACAUUUUAAACGUUAGACAAUUUUUCCAGACACACGGACAAAUAUCGAAACGGAUUUUAUGUUCAUAAAUAUUUAAAAAUUUAUUCUUUAACUUUAGUACAGUUAAAGGUAAUAUACUUGUUCUUUACGAGUUUCGUAAAAUUUCAAGAAUUUUUUAUUUCACCACCAAUGAAGGUUACAAUAUUAUUGGCGCAGGAAAAAAUGAAUAAAAAUUAGGAUUAAAAAUAUUUACGUGAAUACAUCUAAAAUUAUUCAAUGACGGGGUAAAAGGAAAAAGCCAUCGCUUCCUGAGUAAUCUCUUUCUUGCUUCCGUUUUAGCGAGAUAUGUACCGAUUCAGUUGUUUAUGAGUGUGAAUGAAACAAUGAACUAAUAAGACUGAAACUGAGAAAUAAAUAAUAACAUCAAAGAAAAACUGUUCCUAAAUUAUCUAAAAUCUACUCAAUCGCGGUAUUAGAUAAAAUUAUUUAUAUUACGAAAAACGUAAAUUUAAAUAAUUUUAUAUUUACUAGAUAUGUAUAUUAUUUAUACUAAGUAAUAAUUGUACCCGUACUCGUAUGUUACUAUUGGUAAUGAUGUAAUACUAGUAGUUGUAGUAGUAGUAGUAAUAAUAACAAAAAUAGUAACAACAGCAAUAACAAAACAAUAACAAUGUAUAAUUUGUAACCCUAAAACGAUGCCAUCGCUGUUUUUCUCGGCCUAUUCUUGGCCUGCACUUUCUACUCUACCCGAGUGGCGACGUGUUACCACCACAAAUGCCUGGCAUCGGGUACUCGACUUCCCCACAGGCUCACUCACGACUCCUCUCGUUCAGUUUCUCGGUGAACCGUCGCGUGGAGAGUGGCUUUCUUCGCAGUUUCCCAGUUUUCUGUCGAUCGAAGAGAUAGAUAAAGGAAGCACAGCCCGCGGAAUGUGGUCUUGCUAAUAAAAAAUCAAAGCGAUUGUUGCGGGUCUCAUUGUUGCCGAUGACCUAACUCGAGGAAAAGUGUUCACUCUAACAUUAAACAAAAAAAUUCGGAGGAAGUAAAAGUUACAAAUGGACUGCGGAUUUUUACCGAAGAAAGUGUACCGAUAUUAAAAUAAAGCGUGAUCAUCCAACGAAUUUUAAAUAUGACGAGAGGAAGGCACAAGAAGAUGUUGAUAUUACUCGCUGUCUCCAUGGUGGUGGUACUAGCAGAACCCGAUCCUUCAGAAGAGUAUCUUUAUAGUCGAUUUACAAAAAACAGAGAGGAAGAUAAAUGUUACGAUGACAAUGGAAAACCACAGAGAUGUAUACCGCCUUUUGAGAAUGCAGCGUUUAACGUGCUGAUGGAAGCAACGAACACGUGUGGCCAAGACAGGCCAAUCGAAUUUUGUAAACAGACUGGCGUCCAAAAGAAGUCUUGCGAGAUAUGUCGGUUCGGUGAUCAUCCUGCCCUGUUCCUUACCGACCACGAUAACAAUGACAACGCGACUUGGUGGCAGUCGGAAACGAUGUACGAAGGCAUCGGAUAUCCGAAUCAAGUCAAUAUCACGUUUCAUCUAGGCAAAACUUACGACAUAACUUAUAUUAGAUCGUUGUUCGAGUCGCCGCGCCCUGAAAGCUGGGGCAUCUACAAAAGGAAAAAUGAGGACUCGCCGUGGGAACCGUAUCAAUUUUAUUCGGCGUCUUGCAGAGACACUUACGGCUUACCAGAUUCAAAGGAAACUAAAAGAGGAGAUGAUACAAGAGUACUUUGUACUUCGGAAUAUUCCGAUAUAUCGCCCUUGACAAAGGGUACAGUUGCGUUUUCCACUUUGGAGGGUCGACCUUCUGCCUACAAUUUCGAAACAAAUACGGCAUUGCAGGUGUGGGUCCAAGCGACAGAUCUUAGAAUUACUUUGGACAAGCUAAACACAUUCGGUGACGAAAUGUUUGGAGAUGAUCAAGUACUGAAGUCCUACUACUAUGCUAUCGCUGAUAUCGCCGUUGGAGCACGCUGCGCCUGCAAUGGCCACGCCAGAGAAUGCGUAAACAGUACCAGUGUGGAUGGAAAAACUCGCAGAGUAUGCAGAUGCGAGCAUAAUACCGCCGGACCAGAUUGCAACGAAUGUUUACCAUUUUACAACGAUGCACCUUGGGGACGUGCUACAACUACAGAUGCCCACGAAUGUAAACCUUGCAAUUGCAAUGGAUACUCGGAGAGAUGCUAUUUUGAUAGAGAACUGUAUAAAACAACUGGCCACGGUGGUCAUUGCUUGGAUUGUCGGGCUAAUCGCGACGGCGCGAAUUGUGAACGUUGCCGAGAGAACUUUUACCAACAUCCGGAUGACAAAUACUGCGUUGCUUGUAAUUGUAACGAAAUAGGAUCUAGAAGUUUACAAUGUAACAGUGAAGGAAAAUGUCAAUGCAAACCUGGGGUCACAGGAGAUAAAUGUGAUCGUUGUGCUGCUAAUUACUACAACUUUGGUUCUUACGGAUGCAUAUCGUGUGAAUGCGACGUGACUGGUUCCCUGAAUAAUACUCCAAAUUGUAAUGUUACCACUGGUACUUGUACCUGUAAAGAAAAUGUUGAAGGGAAACGUUGUCCAAAAUGUCGACCAGGAUUCUUUAACCUUGCAAUUGACAACGAAUUUGGUUGUACACCGUGCUUCUGUUACGGACAUUCUUCGGUAUGCCAAUCUGCAACUGGUUAUUCUAAGUUUGUAAUUGAAAGCAUGUUUGUGAGAGGAACUGAACGGUGGUCAGCCACAGUUGCUGGAAACACGGUACCUCUUCAUUAUGAUCAUUUUACUCAAACAAUAUCUGUUACUGCAUUGGACCGAGACAACGUUUAUUUCGUUGCACCUGACAGAUUCCUUGGUGAUCAACGAGCAUCAUACAAUCAAGAUUUAUCAUUUACAUUAAGAAUCGCAGAAGCUGGUCCUGCACCUACAGUUCGUGAUAUAAUACUGGAAGGAGGAAAUGGUGAACAAAUUACACAACCGAUUUUUGGACAGAAUAAUCGUUUACCUACAGUUACGCCGCAAGAAUACCGUUUUAAACUUCACGAACAUCCUAAGUAUGGUUGGGAACCACGUUUGUCUUCUCGAGCGUUCAUGUCCAUUUUGUCCAAUCUGUCAGCUAUAAAAAUUCGUGGAACUUACACUCAUAAAGACAGAGGAUUUUUGGAUGACGUUAAGUUGGAAACGGCUCACCGGGGAGCUGCAGGCGAAUCUGCAGAUUGGGUAGAGCACUGUCAAUGUCCCCCUGGAUACGUGGGACAAUUCUGUGAAUCUUGUGCACCUGGAUUCCAUCAUGAUCCGCCAAACGGUGGUCCUUUCGCGCUAUGUGUUUCUUGUAACUGUAAUGGACACGCAGAUAUUUGUGAAGCCGAAACUGGUCAGUGCAUUUGUCAGGAUAAUACAGCAGGUAGUAAUUGCGAAUUAUGUAAACGCGGUUAUUAUGGUCACCCACUAAAAGGUACGCCUGAUGAUUGUAAACCUUGCCCUUGUCCUGAUAAUGGACCAUGCAUACUGCUUGGUAAUAACCCAGAUCCUAUUUGUUCUGAAUGUCCGUCGGGCAGGACAGGACCAAGGUGUGAAACGUGUUCCGAUGGAUACUUUGGUAAUCCUGAGGGAGGCAUAGCUUGUCGACCUUGUGAUUGUAACAAUAAUAUCGAUUUAAACGCUGUUCGAAACUGCAAUCAAGAAACUGGAGAAUGUCUCAAAUGUGUUAAUAAUACGGCUGGUUUCUAUUGCGAAGAAUGUCUUCCAGGAUAUUACGGAGAUGCGCUGUCUGAUCGCAGAGAGGAUGGUUGUAGAUUGUGUCAGUGUUAUCCACCGGGUACAGUUGAACUUGACGAUGGAAGGGUAGCUCCUUGUGAACAAUUAACUGGGCAAUGCAAAUGUAAGCCACACGUGAUUGGCCGAAAUUGCGAUAAAUGUGAGGAAGGAUAUUAUCACAUACUGAGUGGGGAGGGUUGUGCAUCUUGUAAUUGCGAUCCAGAAGGAUCUUAUAAUCGUACAUGCAAUCCCAUUAAUGGUCAAUGUGAAUGCAGACCAGGUGUUACCGGUCAACGUUGUGAUAAAUGCCUGUCUUAUCAAUAUGGUUUCAGUAGGGAAGGUUGCAAGCCUUGCGAUUGUGAUAGUAUUGGUUCUCAAGACUUACAGUGUGAUAUUAAUGGACAGUGUCCAUGUUUCACAAAUGUAGAAGGAAGACGUUGCGAUCGUUGUAAGGAAAACAAACACAACAGGCAAAAUGGCUGUGUCGACUGUCCAGAUUGUUAUAAUCUCGUUCAAGAUGCUGUCAAUCGCCACAGGGAACGUCUGGCUGAAUUGGAAAAUACGCUAAAAAAAAUCAACAGUAGUCCAACUGUCAUAAAAGAUAAUGAAUUUGAAAAGGAGUUAAUGAAAAUCCAAAAUAGAGUGAAAAAUCUUCUGAGUAUUGCGAAGCAAGGAUCUGGCAGUGAAAAUAAAACGUUGGUGGAGCAAUUAGAUGAAUUACGUGAUCAGUUGAAUGAAAUCGAUCAAAUUUCGAAGGCGGUAGACUUAACUGCUUCCGAGGCGCAAAAAACUACCUCUGAAGGAUUAACGAGCAUCAACGAAGCGCAAAAAGUAGUUGAUAAAAUCCACACUAACUUAACUGAAGCUGAAGAUUAUUUAGCCACGGAUGGAGCAACUGCUUUAGCUGAUGCAAAAUUCCGUGCGGAACAAGUUGGCCAACAGAACAAACAAAUGACUGCUAUCGCACAAGAAGCGCGUUUACUAGCUGAUCAAAACGUCAAUGAAGCCAUGAAGAUUCAUGACUUGGCGGAACAAGCUCGAAAUAGAACUAUAGAAGCUUACAAUCUUGCAAAGAAAGCUAUAUCAAAAUAUACUAACUUGACCCAAGACAUUCGAGUAUUAGAAAAUAAAUUAGAAUUAUUAGAGCAUCGUAUGGACGAAGUGAAGAAUCUUACCAGCAUAGCGGCCAAUAAAUCGUCCACUGUGUCACAAGAAGCGAUAGAUUUAUUGAUUUUAGAUUUAACACUUCCAGCCGUUAAUAUUGAGCAAUUACGAAAUCAAGUUGAAGAUGUCAAUAUGGAGGGAUUGCGAUUAAAAGAACAAGCACAAUUGUUACUAGAUCGUCACGGAAGUCUCAUAAAUGAAAUGGUAGAAAAAGUAAGAAAAAGUGAAGAAUUAAUAGAAAGAGCACAAGAUCAGCAGGCAGCUACUGCUGAACUUUUGGCAGAACUAGACGGAGCUAAUGAGAAAGUAAAUGAUGCUGUAAAACGAGGCGAUCAAACCUUGAAAGAAGCUCAAGAAACUUUGAAAAAAUUAGGCGAAUUUGAUGCUGAAGUUCAACGUGAACGUAUUAGAGCACAAGAUGCUUUAAAAAAUAUUAGCAGUAUUGAAGCAAUGAUUGUAUACGCUACUGAACAAACUGAACAAGCGGAAGAAAUAUUACGCGGGUCUGAAGAUAAUGCCAAAUAUACUCGUGAAACUGCUCAGAAAGCUCAGAUAUACGCAGAAGAAGCUAGUGCUAAAGCAAACGACAUUAGAAUCGAAGCAAAUAAAACUAAAAUAGAAGCGCUUCGUGUAGGAAACGAGGCUGAAAAAUUACAUCUUAGAGUUGACACCACGGACUCCAUGAUGCAACAGUAUGAGAUUCAAAUUGGUCAGGACACAAACAUUACGACAGAAGCAAAUCACAAAGUUGGUCAAGUAAAAAUCAACGUAACAUUAGCAUCGCAACAAGUGGACAAAGCUUUAGCUGAAGUAGCUGAAAUUAUAAAAGAACUAGAGAACUUACCAAAAAUAGAUGAUGCUGAUUUGAAUCAUUUGGAAGAACGUCUGAUUGCAGUUGAAAAAGAUAUUGCAGCUGCAAAUUUAGAUCAAAGAAUCCGUGCGUUAACAGAUGCAAAAAAUUUGCAAACGCAGUGGGUAAAGAAUUAUGAAGACGAAGUUAAUAGAUUAAGAAUGGAAGUCGAAAAUAUCAGCGACAUAAGAAAAGUUUUACCCGUUGAUUGUUAUAAACGUGUACAAUUAGAGCCAUAAGUAGUGGUUCGUUAUUAACUACUAUAUUUAAAAGUGCGAUCAUUUCAUUUUUACUUUCAUAUCACUACAUGUGCCUUACAUGCAUUUAUAGAAAGAGAAUGUUGGCUAAUAUGAACACUAAAUAUGUGAAUAUGUAUUUAGAAUCAUAACUUUAACACUAAACGUAGUGACAUUUUGUAUAUUACUAUACUACUAUUAUACUACUAUAUUACCUAUUUCUAAAGUAACCAGUCGAAUAACUGAUUAUAAAAUAAAAGUGAACAAAUUAGAUGAUCGAUUUUUCUUAGUGGAAGUAGAAAUAGAGGACAAUAUAGGAAUUGAUAUCAACUUAAAUGUACGAAAGAAAACGCAGUAUUUUAAAUCAAAUUUUAAAACCGAUCAUUUAACCGAUUGCGGUACGUUUAGUGUUAAAUUUAAUUAAGAUUUUUUAUUCAUUAAAAGAUUACUUUACAUUACAGCUGAGUACUUAAAUUGUGUAAAACGUUAUAUAAUUUAAAUUACAAAAUUAUAACAAAACAUUUUAGGGUAAGCCUAGACAACUAGCGGCUCGAGGACCACAUGCGAUAUUCUCGCUAUUUCUCAACUCCUAACAGAGAUGCUCACCAUGCCUGUUUGUGAUACAAUGGAGGAACAAGAAGAUAAGAAACUACAGGCAGUCGAUCUAUUUUUCCUCUUCUCCUUCACGUUACAAGUAGGCAUAGGUGGAUCAUUGGUAGAAAGAGAACAAUGAACAGGACAUCGCAUGUGACCGACAGUCUGUUGGUUGCCCAGGCCUGUUUUAGAGUAUACUAUUUCAUACUAGUGAAUCGCUAGCCAAACAGGAUACUACUUGUGCAUUUAUACGUAGAUUGUUUUAUUUAACGACUUGUUUAGAACUGUUUUUUACAUUUUUUUCUUGAAGACUAAUUUUUCACUUGUACACGUACAAGCGAAUGCAAUAAUGAACUUUAUACCAAAGAUUUUAUAUAGUAGACAUGUGUUCCCUUUGCUGUCAUUACUAGGCCGUCUGUAUUAUUCAGUUCUUUUAAUAUUUUUAUAAUACAAUUUUUGUACGUUUGUACAAAUAUGUAUAUAGUACAUAUGUAUGUUCAUUUUUUGGCUUCUACAGUUCUUCCAAGGAAAAUAACAAAUGUUUCACUUUUCAAUAUAGUCGACCAUAUGCAUUAUAUUACAUAAGUUAUUUAUAUGUUUGUAAAAGCGAAAUAAUGCAUUACGUUUAUACGGAAUAUUAAGAGCAUUACAAAACAUUUGUGAAAUCGCAUGGAAAACAAUAAAAGUCCAAAUAUAUUUUAAAAUGUAUAUCAUCUUGAAAUUUUAUACAUAAGAUAACACUUUUAUAAAAUACUGUUACAUAUCUACUAUAAAUAAAAAACUAUUCAUCAAA
Nomia melanderi (Alkali bee) is the source of this 7591-nucleotide messenger RNA. RefSeq names its product laminin subunit gamma-1 (gene LanB2). Gene Ontology annotation, biological process: animal organ morphogenesis; tissue development. The record is from RefSeq and is a predicted model, not a curated record. NCBI's taxonomy places the organism in Eukaryota, Metazoa, Arthropoda, Insecta, Hymenoptera, Halictidae.